Messenger RNA from Podarcis lilfordi (Lilford's wall lizard), 6459 nucleotides. Lineage: Eukaryota; Metazoa; Chordata; Lepidosauria; Squamata; Lacertidae. The record is from the annotation of a GenBank genome assembly.
CAUUCACAAGGCAACCCCACAGAGGGCACACGGCAAAGAAUGCUGCCUGUUCCAAAGGUUGACGAGCACCAACAAGUGCGCCAUCGACUUUCUUUAAGGAACAGCUGGGAGCAGCCAAGAGCACCGGCGCUCUCUGCCCACCCCAUGCACAGGCAAGAGAGGACCUUUGUAAGACUAUUUCAUAACAGAUCCAAAAAAGAAAGGGUUUUUGUUUUUGGGAGGGAGGGUAGUUGUUUAAAGGGGUGGAGGAAGGAAGGUUUACUGGAGAUGCCUCAGAGCAGGCAGAGCAGACUCAUAACUAGAUUUAGAGUCCUGCCUAACCUGUUUUGUGGUAUGUACUGUUUAACUCUGCUCUUUCUUUCCUUCCCUCCCUCCGUCCUUUCUUGGCAAGAAGAUCCGCAGCCCCUUUUCCUCCUCUCUCUUUCACACAUUUCUAAGAGGCUGCGCUGUGUUAAAGUGACGUUUCAAAAGAAGCCCAUCAGACUGCCACAAAUGUUUAUUAAGGCAUACAACAUCUAUAUUUCGUAGCACUGAAUUGUUCCGCACGUUUUGCUUUCAUAAGUUCCUUUAUCCCUCUUAGCCACCUCUCCUACUGCGAAAACCGAAGGUUCUCAAAUAAAACACCUUUUUUCAAAGUAAACCUUUUUUAAAAACUGUUCACCGCUUUGAGACUUUUUUUUUUUUUUGCAGUAAGCGACAAAUAAAUAUAACAAGUCUAGCCAGUCCGAACUUGCAAACCACCCCACCUCCCAUGCAGUAAAAGAAAACAAACCUUUCCUUUAGCAUUGCAAGGGCACAUGCAUGUAUAUAUGUCAAUGGAAGGAAGGGGAGGGGGGAAAUAAGAGGUUUGCCUACUUAACAAGAAACUGCUAAACUUUACCACAGGACACAACAGCAGAGAAAAGAGGGCAUUCUAGUGAUGGAAAGAGGAAGAUGUUCAGCAGCUGUUAAGCAGCUGACAUCAAUCAUGGCAAUGGAGCAGUUAACAACAACAAAAAACGAGAGCAGAGGAGGAGGAAAGAGGAAGGUAGGAAAUAAAGAGGCUUCUCAAAGCCUAGUAAUGUUAUUUGAAUGCACUUCAGAGAUGCUCAGUGCAAAAGCUGAGCUGGACAGAAAGCUAGGCACAAAGUUCUAAAAGCAAGCCUCCGUACCAUUCAAAACCCAUCAGGCUGAGGCCCAGUUUCUGAGACCCACUUUGUUACAAUUCCCAGCAUUACAGCCCAGAAUCUGGAGUAACACAGCCCCACAGCUCUGCAAAGUUACCCCUUUCUCCAGGUGUUCAUGGCUUCGCCAUGGAGCUAUUUAUUGCUUGAGGCCCUUUCGCUCCUUUUAUCGUUUUUUCAAUGAAAAGCAUGACGAUGGUCUCUUGGGAUCCAGGACGCUGCUUCAGCAGUCCAAGCCCUACACAAACAGAGCUCUGUGUGUGUGUGUGUGUGUGUGUGUGUGUGUAACAGAGAUCCAUGGUAAAGCUCAUAGCGGCAUGGUUCAGGGGUCACCCUAAGCUGAACCAUGGUUUGGAACAAAUGUGUGAGCUCCUGGAAAGGAGAUCACAGCAGCUUUGCUGGUCAGCAGUCAUUUUACUGCCGUUCCACACUGACAGUGCCAGGUGAUCCAAUCCUAAAUCACACAAUUUAGCUCUCUCUGCGCUAACCACAAGCUGUAACCAAGGUUUGCCCUGUGAUUUUCUGAGUCAUGGUUUGUUGGCUUAGCACAGCAGCAAAACUAGGAGGGAGGAAUGAACUGACCAUUAUUGCCUCUUCCAGAGCCCACAAGCCAGUCCAGCUAAACCAUCAUUUGGCUUAGCAUAACAAUACGGAACAGGACAUACAUCAGCUGCUUUAACACUGUACCCUCAAAGUGCUGAUACUCCACUUUGAAUAAGCCUGAAUAUUUUGGAAUAGAUUUUAUUUCCUUGUUUCAAAGAAGAAUCUGCUUAAAAGUUGUGCUGAGCCAAUGCAAUACCCCAAACCGACAGGGUCAAUGUAGACCAAUGAAACCCUCCCUUGAGAUAAUUUCCUCACAUCAAUCUGAAUUUGGGCCUUGGCUACAACAGUUUAACAGCUUCCAUUCUGGAAAUCUUUUAAUUUUGUGUAUCUUCUCCUGAUGCUGCACAUACCAAAUUACAACACGCAGUUUCCAGUGGCAAGGUAACAAGGACAUUUGUGGACCCCUGCUCUGCAAAAACGAACAAGGCUUCUGCGUCUUUAAAUGGUUGCAGGGCUUGGAAUUCCUAUAGCGACCACUCCUCUCGUUGUUGUAUGAGAUGGUGAACAUACUGAAACUUCCUCCAACUCUUUAAAACAAGCAGUGUCCUGAGGUUGUGUUUGAAGACUUUUCUCAUCAAUAAGAAUGCACACAAGCUAAAUAAGCACAACGAGGGGCAGCCAUUUUUUUGUUUUCCCAGUCACCCCACUGCCCCUACUUGAUUGGAUAUCCAGAUUAAGUAAGGGAGAUGGUGUUUGCAACUAAAAUAAUAAUAAUAAUAAUAAUUCCAGCCCACCCAAAUAACUGUACUACCUCCACUUGUGUUCUGUUUCCUGUUCUGCAAAGCCACCCAAAGCAUUGGCAUCAUAAGCCUCAAGUGCCUCUUGCAAAUGUUCCAAUACCUGCAGUGACAGCCAAGCCAGAGAGGUUGAAAUAUAGCGCUGUCAACCUUGCCAGUUGGGCUAGGCAGCUCCUUCUCUGCUCUAAGGUGGGGCAUAGCAGGUGCUUACUAUUAAUCAAUGUGUCAUUCGGAGGGACCUCUGCAAAUCUGCAAGGGAUCAUUAAGACAAGCCCCAAAAUAUACAGAAAGCAAGAAACGUUACAGCCAUCACCACCUGAGCAUGUUCACUAAAUAACAAUUUUGCAGUUCUCAUCUGCACUGCUGCAUUUAUUGAUAGAUAGAUAGAUAGAUAGAUAGAUAGAUAGAUAGAUUAUGUCUGCAUCUGGGGAGGGAAAGGUGCAUUACUCUUUUUACAGAGGGAAAGGGAUAAAAAAAGAACUCAACUGCCAGAAGACAAAAUGAUGUUGCUUCAAACACACCCAAGAAAUCUGGUUUGUGCAAAAGACCUUCUGCAGACCAAACUGGACCCAAGGAGAGUGGGAUGCAGCCAGUUAUAUCGAACAGUUGUGCUUCCAGCAACAAACAGGGCAUUCAUAAAAACUGGAAGAGCCUCUGUUCUGGGGCUUUAAGUUCUGCAAAUGAAACAAUCCACUGCUGACGCUUUUCAGAGGGAGUGUUUUUUUAAAAAAAGUGUUUCGGGGGGAGGGAGGGAGAUGCCUCAGCUGCAGAAAAUGUUAUAUGCAGAAUAUCAAUUAAAAAUAAACACACAUGCGACGCUGAAAAUGAAUGAGAGCUACUGUUGAGCAUUGUCACUCAUUACUGAAAAGGUUGCCCCAAGGCAAAAUGAACAGUAUAAUAGAAAAUAUAUGGAAAGCUGGGGUUGGGGAGGAGGAAUGGCAAAGAGGAGGCUGAGUGAAGGGGGGGGCGGGGAGACAGACUACGCAUUAUGCGCUUUAUAAGUAAAACGGGAAAAUAAGGCAUUUUGACACUCUAACAUACAUAGUUUGCAUUUUCAUCAACUAAAAAGGAGCACCUAGUCUGCUUUCCUAAUAGCAGCUACACCAUUUCCACACUUGCACCAGAAAAAGGAAACAUCUGGUGCUAACUGCCAUUGUAGUCCAACCCCUUAUAAAUGUUUCAAUGAGUUCUGAGCUAUUCAGCCAGAGGCUUUUUACACAAAACAGUAUCCCUUUAGUGAUACCAGGGUGAUAAAGAACCCCAGUCCAUACAUUCAACAGGUAGACCAUGCCUUCUGCCUAAAUGGCAGAACAGCAGUUUGCAGAUCCCACACCUUAAUGGUUACUCUUGCUUGAGACAAAACCAGCUGAGCUCAGAAUACCUCAGUUAUGUCAAUGUUUGAUCUGUAUGUGAAGCCAUCAAGCAAGCUGGAGGUUGAGGGGUUGCAGGAGGAGAAACAGGAACGGAGAAACAAGGAUUACAAACCAUUUAUAUGUGCAAGGUUCUGUCUCAUUUUAGGAGAUCGGUCCACAUGUGACCUUCAUAAUUGACCAAAAGGGUAUUUCAAGGCUGUCCUUGGAGUGGGGAGGGGGUGCCCCUGUUAUUUUGCAAAUGCUUGUCCACAAAUCUUCUCCUGGGUUACAUUGGGAGUUGAAACAGUAAGUAAAAUUGUUUAUUUUCCAACCAAGUUGUGUCUCUAGCCUUCACAAACCUCCCUGAAGAGACCAACAGGUAUCUUACAUCAUCUCCAGACACCCCAAAUUUAACUGGUUUGUACUCUCAGCCCCAAAACUAGGGUCCCCCUUUUCAAUGUGGAAAAGAAUAUUCAGAGGUGUUCUAUUUUUCCUGAACGAUGCCAGGCUGUCAAUUCCACAGCAACAUGAACCUCCUCUUCCUGGCAACAUAUAGGAAAUGCACAGCUUUUUCUAACAAGAUAACAAACCCCCAAAUUAUUAAGUUCUAUACGGGUACUCUUUGAGAACAUUUUGGUCCCACGGACUAGUUUUAAGGAGUAACAGGUGCACUCAAGCAGAGGACAGGAAGGACAUUGCCUUUUAGUGAUAAGAAAAGCACAAGGAAAUCUUUGGAACGUACUUAUUAAGAGAGAGAAAGAAGUAGCAGCGUUAGUAGUAAAAAGUUAAAGAUGGGAUUGGUCAGGGUUUGGAAGAUGUUACUCCCCACCUGUUUGAAAAGCUGCGGUGCUCCUUUUCUAAACUACAUUUAGAAGACAACCACACUUUGGCUGUAAUGCAAGCAAAACUUAAAAUUCUGUUGUUUUUCUAAGGGCUCGGCAUAUUUCGCAUAGUAUUCUUGACACCAGCCCUGUAAAGUAGACCAGCAUUCUACCCUACUGCAGGUUGGAGGCAGAGGUUGAGACAUAUCAACUUGCCUAAAGUUUCCGUGUGAGCUUAUAGAGCAGGUGAGAUUUGAGCAGAGGCUUGCCUGGUUCCUAUUUUAUUAUCCUCUGGAGGCUUGGAGAAGACUUAUUUCCCCAGUUUUUUAAGAUAACAAUCUUAAUCUGGCUGCUUCAUGCUGGCAUGGUGCCAGUAUUCAGCACGAUGGGGGGAAAUGCCAAGGGCUGGUACCAGAUCAGCUAAUGCAACUCUGCUGGGUGGCAGCUACGGCAAGCAGAAAUCCAUCCCCUUGGCAUGGGUGCCACCUUGUUAAUGGCACUGGCACCCCUACACACAGAAAGAGAGUAUAUACAUACACCACAGUUGGGGCUGACAGUCUUAGCAGUGGCGCCAGCCAAGUACAUAUGGGUAAGCCAUUGAGGGGGCAACCUGGUACUAGCUGCACUGAGCAGGGCUUUGGGCCUGACCAGAGUGCAUGUGCUAGCUGGCACCACACAGUUUAUGAUGCCAGUCCCACCAAGGACGUAUGCAUGUCAAAGGGCAAUGCCGGUGUCCUUAACAGGGUGGUGCCAGGAAAUAAAUGCAGACUGAGUGGGGCCAGAGCUCUGCUUGCCACUAUGGGUUGCACCCACUAGCUAUUAAGGAACCUCAGGGAUGCACACACCACAAGCGACUUACCUAGGGGACCAACAGAGCCUGAAAAUCUGGGUUCUCGUAUUAUAAUUUCCGCUUCUAAACCUAGUUUUUUGCUAGAUUGGCUUGUUCAUUUUCGUAGCAUUUGCUGCUAUGUCGAAGUGAACUAACCCUGCCAGAAUCAGAAAAGAGCUCAAAAACACACCAGAUCAAGGACACCGCAACACAGCAACUGCAGAAAUAGAAGGAGGGUUUUUGCUGGGAAAAAUAUUGUUUGAAUUAAAGUAUCACGAGCGUGGCCAGCGUCCUGGGAAUUCUGAUGCUCUCAAAAGAAAACUUUUAAACUCUUCCCUGUUCUCUCCUGGCUUCGAGUUCAUCUGUUGAAACAUCGAUAAUGUUUAAGUAUCUGAAACAGCAGGGUAGCUGUGUUUGUAAGCCAUGCGAAGGCUGCAAUUGCAAUACCGCCUUCUCAAUGUAAUCUCUCUCCACUCCCCUCUCGGUCCCUUUCCAGAGCUACAGGCAUGAAGAUGCAGGCCAAAGUACAAGCAAGGGAAAUUAGCCAACCGGAGCUGCUGCGGAGGCUCACCUCCUCCCUAACCCCAUGUGGCAUCUCUGGACCAAUCAACAAGCUCCACCCAGCUGUUCACCCAGCUCCCCGCACCCAAUGACUGACAGCAGUGCACUGUUACUGCAGAAGGUGUCAUCCAUCACUGGAGAAAGAGAGCUUUUCAGUGUACCAGAAACUUUAGACAUCUUAAAUCCAUCCUAACACCUGCAUUUUCUCCUUCCACACCCUGUUCUUUUCUCUCUUUUUAAGGGGGUGGGGUGUGAUUUGAAUGCAUGCACACAUACAGAUAAGAGACCCAAAAGCAGACAAAAAAAAAACUUUUAAACUUCUUGUUAUAACAUGGUUUUCAGCCACUGCAAAAAAAAAAUAAACUCUGCAUACAAACAACUUGUUAAGGAUCU